UGCUGGUAAUUGACCGGAUCUAGAGGUUGUUGGGGGUGCUUCCAAAAACAAACAUCCCCCACCACCCCAAAUUUAGCUUUGAAUCGAAGCUAACAGAUCUGUCAAUAGUUGUUGUCCUGCUUUAGGAUAAACAUUAAACACAACAAAAUGACCAUCUCGUAUUUUUAAAUGUUCAUGAUGGCAUCUUAGCAAGCAAAUAAAUAAAUUCUUCGUGAAGGCAGCAAGGGUUGUGCCCGAGUUUUUAUAAACCAAGUCGAUUGACACCAACAUCACCAUUAUUACUGAAAAAUGAAAUUCUUUGAUUGCUUUUUUACGUUCCACCACAAAGUUGUUUGCUAGCGGUGGAUACAAGGUUAGAUUUACAGUGGUGACAGUGAUUGCCGUUGCUGAUAAUAUCAAAAACGGUAGGCUGCCAUGCAAGGUGGGACUCCGACGACAAGGAAGGUCAUGGUGAUAGCAGAGCCAACCCGAGAGUCAGCGAUCGCACUACAAUACACUCUAUCCCAUGCAAUAUUUGAGCAAGAUGAAUUGAUUCUCCUCCACGUUGGGAAGUACCCAAGCUCGAGGCGAAACACAUUCUCUACAUUCAUGAGGAGGCCUAAGGUAGGCUCCUCUUCCGCCAUUGCAUGCUCAGAUGUAGGUGGAGGGAACGUGGAUUUUCUCGAAGAAAUGAAGCAUGCAUGCAAGGUUGCUCAGCCGAAGCUUCUUGUAAGUGUAAAGAGGGUGGAAAUGGAGGGCAAAGAUAAGGCGGGGGUUAUUCUUUUCCUAAGCAAGAUGCUCAACAUUGAUCUCAUAUUUAUAGGGCAGCGUCGGAGUCUCUCUUCAUCAAUUUUAGGAUGUAGGCGGCCUGGAGGGUCUAUGAGAGGAGUGGAAGACACAGCAGAGUAUUUGAUUGAGAAUAGCAACUGCAACUGUGUUGGAGUUCAAAAAAAGGGCCAAAAUGCAGGCUAUCUUCUCAAUACAAAAACCCACAAGAAUUUUUGGCUCUUGGCAUAAGCACUCAAACCGCUCAUCAGUGUGGUGUUCGUAAAUUGGUUGAAUGCCAGAUCAAGGGUGCUUUACAAUUAUUAAGACAUCUUUGUAUCUCUUAGCUAAAAGUGAACCAUAUGUACGAUUUUCUUCACACCUACUGCACAGAGAUUGUAAAUAAUUUGUA
This is a messenger RNA of Carya illinoinensis, 1156 nucleotides long. RefSeq lists its product as uncharacterized. The record is from RefSeq and is a predicted model, not a curated record. Lineage: Eukaryota; Viridiplantae; Streptophyta; Magnoliopsida; Fagales; Juglandaceae. The transcript has 2 exons. Bases 415 to 996 code for a protein of 193 amino acids.